GUGAUCGGCCGCUGUCCUGCCCUCCUCUUCCUUCCUGUGCCUCUGGGGCCCUCGCAGACGUUCAUAACCAGCAGUUUAUCCCCCCCCCCUUGCUGUCGCCCUCCAUCUGCUGCCGGCUCGUGUAUACACUUUGGGACUCCUGCACUCCUUAUAAGUCUCCGGAUCCCGGGUCGCUCUUACAGGGGGUCGGCGGAGACGUUGCCAGGACGGAGAGGGGAGAGGAGCGGGCUGAGAGGGAUGUGUCAGACAGCGACAGAUCUGCGGAGGAGAGUUCAGCUGAAUGUUACACAGGUGUGAGCCUCCAUCAUCAUCCCCCAUGUGAAUAUCAUAGAGGUGUGAGCCUCCAUCUUCAUCCUCGUUCUGAAUAUUACACAGGUGUGAUCCUCCAUCAUCACCCUCGGUCUGAUAAAUGCCUUCUCUAUGGACCGCUCAGCAACCGAGGCAGACAUGGUCCAUCAGAAGGUGCAAGCCAUUCUCCGGGGCCUUGAUGGCCAGCACGCAGCGCUGCAUUCUGACCCAGGAAUGAUGAGAUGGACCCUGCACAAGAGUUUGGACCGGAACCCCUACAGCGGGAAUAUAAUGGUUGGGGUCCUCAUUAAGGAGUUGGAGAAGGCGGAGCUCGGCGACAACCUGCACUAUAUAAUCCCGUUGCUGCACACGCUGAUGUACGCCAUCACAAAGGCAGCGUAUAUCUCAGACGAACUCUACGAGCGGGUGUAUGUCUUCUGCAAGAAGAUUCUGACUCUGCCCAAACCCUACUGCACCAUCGGAUUGGACUACGCCCAGAAGAUCAAAACCGAGAAGAAAGUGCCAGGAUUUUCUUAUCAGAAAAUGGUUGUUUCCGAACAAAACCUGAAAAGACAACAGGACUUUCAGCAACAGGACAAGGUGCUGCUGUUUCUGGACCCCGGGCUGGUCUCAGAGGCCGUGUGUAACACUCUUCUACGGGAGACCCAAGUGUGUCAGAUGUCCCACACCUCCGUCUUAUGUAUGCAUUACGUCAUCACCAACAGCAUCCAGGCCGGGCUGGGAAAUGACUGUGACAUAGCUCUGCUGCAGAGGGUGCUAGAGAACCAAACCACAGAGGAAGUGGAGCUAUGGUUCCAGGAAGUUUUGUCUGCGGUGGAGCGAAGUGAACAAGAAGGCGGAGGCAACAGGAGAAGGCACAGCGAGCGCCUCAGGGAGAUCUACGACAAGAUUGUCACCUCGCCGCAGGAAGAAGAUCCAGAGUCCAAGCUUCAAAGGAUCCCUCUUCCCAGCCCGAAUAUUAGUGUCCACCUAUGGACUGACGACGAUCAACUAUGGAAGGAGCUGAUGCUGUUCACCCAUGAGACGCAAGCCACAGACGGCGAGAUCGAGUCGUUCAAGAUGCCGGAACUGGCAAUGGACUCAGAAGGCAACGAGCAGAACCGCAUUUCAGUGUGGUCCAACGACAGCGGGAUUGAGAGGGACUUGCCCGGGGCGGAGGAGAAGGAACCGGCCAAGCUGCACAGGAAGCCUUGUAUCAAGAAGAAAGGGCCCGACCUGGACUCCGCCGUCCUGCUUCAGAACCUCACCAAGGCGCCCAAGGGGAGCCGAACGGGGACACUACAAAGGCUGUCGGGGCAGAGCACUGAGGUCUCCUCCUGUCCUGACACGCUGCCCACUGCUCGGGUCAUCGUUCUGGGGGACGACCGGGCUCUGGGGAGACUGGCGAAAGCUUACUACUCAUUCAGGAAGAGAGAAGCCAGGAGGCCCCACAGGACCCUUAAGGCCAAUCUUCAGUUCUUUUGUAUCCCCGUCCAUGGAGAGCAGGCUGAUUCCAUGUCUGAUACGGAGGAAGCACCAAGUGAGAUGCAUGAACUGAGCAAGUACUUGGGUCAGGUGGACCCCUGGUAUGACCGUAACAUCAACACUCUCUGCGACAGGAUCUCCAGAAUUGCACUGAUGCCUCUAUGUCCGAGCAGAGACGCCGCCUCUGAUCCCUUCAUCCUAGAUGUCGCCUCAUACUACCUGCGCUAUGGACUGCAGCCGGUGUACUUUCAGAUUUACAAUGUGAAGAUCCACUUCAGAGACCUGACGCUGGAGCCGGUGGAGGAUGUCUUCCUGACUGAGCUGAAGGUGGAGAUGCAGGACUGCGCCUUUGCUAAAUUGAAUACGAUGACCAGAAAGAAGACCGUUGCAGAUUUUCGAGGCGCCGGGAUCCAGGUUCACUAUAAAAAGGCAUUAGCCAGUAACCGGGGGAAGGAUGCCUCUUUGGUGCUCAGAAGUGCUGGAGCUAUUAUCAAAGCCAUACCCAAUAAAGACAGUGAAGACUUGGUGUGUCUGAACAUCUGCACUGACGAGCCGGUGAAAUCCUCCUCAGGACGUUCAAGUUUGGGGAACAGCGAGGGGCGGAAGGCGUCCAGCGUACAGAUGAGGAGCCUGGAGCUGAGGACUCUGAGCCUCCAGCUGGACAAGGACAGCCGAAGGACCUACGCCAACGUCUCAAGCUUUGAGGUGGCCCCCUGCCAGGAGCCCGGAUAUAGCUUACAGAAGAUGAGGGCAUCUCGCGUCCAUGGGGACGGGAAGGAAGACGGCGGGCUGAGCCGAUACAUGACCAAAUCUCUACUGCUCCCAAUCAAUACAUUUGCGGGCAUUAUCCAGUGACGUCAGGAAGACCACUACUA
Nanorana parkeri is the source of this 2648-nucleotide messenger RNA. It is a transcript of the gene PIK3R6, whose product is annotated as phosphoinositide-3-kinase regulatory subunit 6. Gene Ontology annotation, cellular component: phosphatidylinositol 3-kinase complex, class IB. Gene Ontology annotation, biological process: positive regulation of MAP kinase activity; G protein-coupled receptor signaling pathway. NCBI's taxonomy places the organism in Eukaryota, Metazoa, Chordata, Amphibia, Anura, Dicroglossidae. The coding region runs from base 421 to 2628 and encodes 735 amino acids. The record is from RefSeq and is a predicted model, not a curated record. Gene Ontology annotation, molecular function: 1-phosphatidylinositol-3-kinase regulator activity. The transcript is spliced from 20 exons.